AUGAAGCGGCCGGGCCGGGCCGGGCUGGGCUCCCUGGCCGCGCUCUGGCUCCUGGUGCUGGGCUCGCUGCUGGGGCUCUGGACCGGCUUGCAGCGGGAGCAGGAGCAGACGGCGGAGCAGGAGCGGCGCUUCCCCGCGGGGACAGCCGGCCGGAGGCUGCUCCAGGAACAGCGGGGCUGGGAGCGCGGCAGCACCGGAGCUUCAGCUCCCGACCGCCGCUCGACAGGGCAGGGUGAGUCCCGCGCCGCCCAGAAAACUUUCCGAGCGCUGCUCACGCUGCCGGCCGCCGGGGACAGGGGCGAGCCCCUGGAGGGGCCGGAGCAGCCCGCGGAGCCCGGACAGAGCUCGCAGCCGGAGCCCCGGCAGAGGCAGAACUUGGAGCCUGGUUCCAGGGAGCGGCUGGCCCAGGAGGCUCCCGCGGACCCCGCCUCCCCCGUGCAAGGGGGUAUCUUCUGGAGCCGAGCGCUGGAGCAGCAGGUGCCCCCGGGCUUCGGCCCCGAGCAGACGGCUUUGUGGUUGGAGACUGCCCGGGCGGCUCGCGUCGCCUCCCUGGAGCGGGGCGGGUGCGGUCGCAGCUCCAACCGGCUGGCUCGGCUGUCGGACGGGAGUCGCGCCUGCGUCCGCUACGGCAUCAACCCGGAGCAGAUCCAGGGCGAGGCGCUCUCCUACCGGCUGGCCGAGCUGCUGGGCAUCCAGCAGCGCCUGCCGCCCAUGACCUUGGCCCUGGUGGAAGCCCGCGGCAGGCAGUGGGGGCAGGUGCGGGACGAGCUGCGGGGCUCGCACUGGGCCGAGGGGGCGGUGGUCAGCCUCACCCAGUGGGUGGACAACUUGACCGACGUGGUGGCCCCCGCUCCCUGGAGAUCGGAGGCGGGGUCGGGCAGGAGACUGCAGCCUCUGGCGGCUGGGGAGCUGGGCGGCCUCACCCAGUCCCAACUGGUGGAGCUGGUGCAGUGGACCGACCUGAUUCUCUUUGACUAUCUGACGGCCAACUUUGACCGGCUGGUCAGCAACCUCUUCAGCCUGCAGUGGGACCCCAGGGUGAUGCACCGGGCCACCAGCAACCUACACAGGGCACCCAACGGGGGCCUCGUCUUCAUAGACAACGAGGCGGGCCUGGUGCACGGCUACAGGCUCCUCUCCAUGUGGGACAAGUACAACGAGCCCUUGCUCCGCUCCGUGUGCAUCUUCCGGGAGGCCACUGCCCAGCGGGUGCGGGACCUGCACCGCCUGCAGAACGCAGCCUCGGAGCUGCUGAGACUCUACCGGACUCACGAACCCCUCUCCGGCCGGCUCGGCUUCCUGUCCGAGCAGCAGGCGCAGCUGCUGCAGGGCAGGAUAGACUUUGUUCACAAGCACAUUUUGCACUGCAAAGCCAUGGCCACUUCACUGUGA
Emys orbicularis (European pond turtle) is the source of this 1392-nucleotide messenger RNA. RefSeq names its product four-jointed box kinase 1 (gene FJX1). The coding region runs from base 1 to 1392 and encodes 463 amino acids. The transcript has a single exon. Gene Ontology annotation, biological process: cell-cell signaling. Lineage: Eukaryota; Metazoa; Chordata; Testudines; Emydidae. The record is from RefSeq and is a predicted model, not a curated record.